AUGUCGCUUAUGAAGCUGCCUCAUACACGCAUGUACAGGUCGCAGAGGUUCCGAGUCAGUCAAGUCGCCGACACCAUGACGAGAGACAGGUGGGAAGAAAUCAAGCAGUCGCUGCAUUUUAUUGACAACCAGGAAGCACCAGACCAGAAGGACCCCGAACGUGGCAGGCUUUACAAAGUGCGGCCCCUGUUGGACCACCUGAUCGCCAAAUGCCGCGAGAUACUAAAAUCUCAAAAGCUAUGCGUUGGUGAGCAGCUGGUGCCGUUCAAAGGCCGCUGCUCAUUGAAGCAGUAUUUGCCCAACAAGCCCAAAAAAUGGGGUUAUAAGCUUUUCCUUCUCUGCGAUGAACGCGGCAUAAUGAACAACUUUGAAGUUCACACAGGCAAAAUUUUUCCUCAGCAAGGUUUUCCCGACAUCGGCGCAAGUGGCAACAUCGUCCUGCGAAUGGCGAGUAUCGUGCCCCGCGGUCUAGACUACAUCUUGUAUUUUGACAACUGGUUUUGCGGCAUGGACUUGCAAGUAGUCCUCAAGAAGGUUGGAAUCAGUUCCGUAGGGACAGUACGCGAGGCUCGCCUAAAAGGAUGCAAACUUCCAUCCGACAAAGAUCUGAAGAAGAAAGGACGUGGCUCUUACGUGAAAAUGGCGACUACAUUGGAAGGGGUGAGCCUGAGGGCUGUCAAGUGGUUUGACAACCGCCCCGUGACUUCACUGUCUACGUUUGCUUCAGAUUCACCUGAGCAGGCCGUGAAGCGCUUUGACAAGAAGACUCGAACGACUGUGAGCAUACCCCGCCCUGCUAUUGUCGGCAUCUACAAUGAAUGCAUGGGAGGUGUUUAUCUUAUGGAAAUGCGUGUGGCACUCUACCGCAUCCACGUAAGGUCAAAAAAGUGGUACAGGAGUCUCUUUUUUCAUUUAUUAGAUGUAGUAGUUGUCAACUGCUGGCUCCUCUACCGCCGAGAUGCUAGCGCGGCUAACGUGCUUUGCUAG
Molecule: messenger RNA, 987 nt
Organism: Rhipicephalus microplus (southern cattle tick)
Lineage: Eukaryota; Metazoa; Arthropoda; Arachnida; Ixodida; Ixodidae
Product: piggyBac transposable element-derived protein 2-like
Source: RefSeq, a predicted model, not a curated record